AUGGGAUGCGGCGCGAGCAGCCCCGAGGACGCGGCCGCGUCGCCUCGCGAUGGUGACGAACCUAAAUCGGGGAAAACUGAGUCGCGGAACAUCAUCAUCCUGUUCGGCCCUCCCGGCGCGGGGAAAGGCUCGCAAGCGCCGAAGAUGGUCGAGACCCUCGGGAUCCCUCAGCUCAGCACCGGCGACAUGCUCCGAGCCGCGGUCGCGGCCGGGACCGCGCUCGGCGAGCAGGUCAAGGGCGUCAUGGCCUCCGGCGGUCUCGUGACGGACGAUCUCGUCGUCUCGCUCAUCCGCGAGCGCGUCGAGAAGAAAGACUGCGCGGGCGGGUUCAUCCUCGACGGGUUCCCGCGCACGCUCGAGCAGGCGGAGAUGUUAGACGAGAUGCUGGCGAAGAGCGGCGAGCGCGUGCGGCACGUCGUCGCGCUCGUCGUCCCGGACGAGGUCCUCACCGAGCGCAUCUGCGGCCGAUGGAUCCACAAGGCGUCGGGGCGGUCGUAUCACGUCGCGUUCGACAAACCCGCGUCGCUCGCCGCCUCGGGCGAGGACGCCGCGCCGACGACGGAGAACAUGUUGGACGACGUCACGGGCGAGCCGCUGACGCAGCGGCCGGACGACACCGAGGACGCGCUGAAGACGCGUCUGGCGGCGUACCACAAGCAGACGGUGCCCAUAUUGGGGCACUACGACGAGAAGCGAAAGGGCGUCGUCGCCGAGGUGGACGCGAACCGACAGAAGGACGACGUGUGGUCGGACAUCGAGCGGGCGAUCGCCGCGAACGACGUCGAGCCGAAGGAGCCGGAGCCGGAGCCGAAGAAGGUGGAGGAGGCGGCGCCGGAGGAAGCGGCGACGGCGCCGCCCGCGGAGGCGCCGGAAGAGCCCGCGCCCGCGGCGGAAGAGCCCGCGCCCGCGCCGGAAGAGCCCGCGCCCGCGCCGGAAGAGCCCGCGCCCGCGCCGGAAGAGCCCGCGCCCGAGGAAGCGGCUCCGGCUGAAGUGGCUCCGGCGGAGCCCGCGGCGGCGGAGCCCGCGGCGGCUGAAGCCGAGCCCGCGGCGGCGGAAGCCGAGCCCGCGGGCGGCGGAGGCCGAGCCCGCGCCCGCCGAGCCCGGCGCCCGCCGAGCCCGCGCCCGCCGAGCCCGCGCCCGCCGAGCCCCGAGGCUGCUGAGGCCGGGGCCGAUGCCGCGGCUGCUGAGCCCGCGGCGGCGGCGGCCGAGCCCGCGCCCGCGGCGGCCGAGCCCGCGCCCGCGGAAGCUGCUCCGGCUGAAGCCGCUCCGGCGGAGCCCGCUGCCGAGGCCGACGCCGACGCCGCGCCCGCCGAGGCCGCGCCCGCCAAGGACGUGGCUGUCGAGGCCGGGGCCGAUGCCGCGGCUGUCGAGGGCGCGGCUGCCGAGGACGUGGCUGUCGAGGCCGGGGCCGAUGCCGCGGCUGUCGAGGGCGCGGCUGCCGAGGGCGCGGGUGAAGCUGCCCCGUGA
Micromonas pusilla CCMP1545 is the source of this 1467-nucleotide messenger RNA. RefSeq lists its product as uncharacterized. The record is from RefSeq and is a predicted model, not a curated record. Gene Ontology annotation, molecular function: ATP binding; AMP kinase activity. Gene Ontology annotation, biological process: nucleobase-containing compound metabolic process. Gene Ontology annotation, cellular component: cytoplasm; mitochondrion. Lineage: Eukaryota; Viridiplantae; Chlorophyta; Mamiellophyceae; Mamiellales; Mamiellaceae. The transcript has 3 exons. The coding region runs from base 1 to 1467 and encodes 488 amino acids.